Messenger RNA from Aegilops tauschii subsp. strangulata, 492 nucleotides. The record is from RefSeq and is a predicted model, not a curated record. NCBI's taxonomy places the organism in Eukaryota, Viridiplantae, Streptophyta, Magnoliopsida, Poales, Poaceae.
AUGGCAUCUGCCACCACAUGUGCGCAUCCUACGGCAAACACUGCAUCCGCCCAGGCGCUCCUCCCCUCAUCUGGCUCGGGUCGAGGCCCACGCGGCGAGCGGGGGCUGUUCCAGCCGGCGGAGCCUCCGUUUGCAGCCGCCUCCCCAGCUCCUUCCUUAAGCCCGGCCACUGCCGCCCCUUCCCCUAGCCGGCCGCGCCGGCUGUGCCCAACACCGUCGGCCGCGCCCCGUCCCUGCCGGCCGCGCUCCGUCGCCCGCCGGCCGCACCCCGUCGCCCGUGCCCCGUCCCUGCCGGCCGCGCCCAGCCUCGCCGGCCACGCCCCGUCGCCUCCGCCGUCCCCGCCUUGCUCUAUUGCCAGCCGCGCCGGCCGAGCCGUGCCCCUUUGCCUGCCGCGCCGGGAGGAUUCCGGCGGCCAGGCUGAGGUCAUGGGAGGCCACGGCGAUGUCGACCUCGUCCAAUUCGAACCGGCGGCGAUCGAUUGCGGCGUCUAG